AAACCGAGAAUCAUAACGCAUAAUGCCACUUUCAUUUCGUCCAAUCAGCGCCUUACCCUAACAAAUAGUUAGGGUAACGAAAUGGUGACUGCAAACCCUGCCUGGCCUUCAAAUCAUUAGCUUUGCCUGUCGGUAAUCACUUUCGCUCCACUUCUUCAGCACCCGAGAUUCUGGUGUUUCUGGCUCUCAGUCGACUUUUGCGAUAACCGAUCAUACCACCGACCAUCAAUUGUCUCACCACAAGCGCAGCCACCAUGUGGUGGUGACACCGAACACCAAGCGAUACAAAACCACAAGGAUCUUUUCAAAAGCUGACAGACGCGACAUGAAGAAUCACCACAACCUUUGCUUGUGUCAUCUACGACAAUGUCAGCCUCGGCGCCACAGACCACAGCAUCACCAAUCAACGCCAACAUCCUCAUAGAAGCAUCGGAUAUGCCCACAAUAGCGCGCUUCCACUAUCUCCUCCACCACACCAAAGCCUACAUUCACUCCCACGGCCCAUACACAACCCACGCAAACACCACCGUCUUCACACGCGCCGCAAAUCCACCCACAAAACUCUACGGCCCCUCCUCAAAAUGCCUUGCAACCUCCCUCGCAGCGGCACAAGACUGCAUAGGUAGUGCACAAGUCCCCGGUCCCGCAAAAGAAGACUUGUACUUGUUCAAGCACCUAUGGGACACGACCAUCGACGUUUUUGAGGAGGUGCUGGCGACAGGCGAUCUAGACCAUGAGUCGUUCGGGUGGGGAAUUUGGGGGUUGUGCGGGGGGUACAUGUACCCUCCUUCUGAAGCAUCGUAUGAACUGUUUGAGGAGCAUAAGCAUCGGUUGCAUGAAGCGCUUUUGGCGUUGCCGACGGUCGAUCCACCGAGGCGGACGAGGGAGGAGUUGGUGGUGAAGGGCGAAGGGAGGGUUGAGGUGCUUGCUAAGGCGAAUAGGCAGGUACAUAUCUGUGAUAGCUUGGAGUUGCAGAGGUUCAGGCAGGAGGGUUGGCAUCGGAUCAGGUGGUGGCAUGGGGUCAAAGUUGCGGAGAGGUGGAUUAUGAGGCUGGGCAUGGUGGAUGAGGUGGAGCUUACUGAUGGGCCAGUCGAAAAAGAGCGGCCGCCUGAACCAGGCAGCAACGUGGAAAGUACCAACGGUGUUCGAAUUUUGCCCUCACAGGAGACAGAGAAGCCUUCAGAAAGCCUCGACACAUGGCAAAAUUCCAGCAACCAAAGCUAGAUGGGGAAAGCGCAACGUACACACAGAGUCAAUAGACUAGACUAUUGAUAGUAAUAUAAACUCUAG
Messenger RNA from Macroventuria anomochaeta, 1290 nucleotides. RefSeq lists its product as uncharacterized. The record is from RefSeq and is a predicted model, not a curated record. NCBI's taxonomy places the organism in Eukaryota, Fungi, Ascomycota, Dothideomycetes, Pleosporales, Didymellaceae. The transcript has a single exon. The coding region runs from base 367 to 1224 and encodes 285 amino acids.